This is a messenger RNA of Anarrhichthys ocellatus (wolf-eel), 810 nucleotides long. RefSeq names its product NADH:ubiquinone oxidoreductase core subunit S7 (gene ndufs7). The record is from RefSeq and is a predicted model, not a curated record. NCBI's taxonomy places the organism in Eukaryota, Metazoa, Chordata, Actinopteri, Perciformes, Anarhichadidae. Gene Ontology annotation, biological process: electron transport coupled proton transport; aerobic respiration; mitochondrial respiratory chain complex I assembly. Gene Ontology annotation, molecular function: NADH dehydrogenase (ubiquinone) activity; 4 iron, 4 sulfur cluster binding; quinone binding. Gene Ontology annotation, cellular component: respiratory chain complex I. The transcript is spliced from 8 exons. The coding region runs from base 32 to 691 and encodes 219 amino acids.
CAAGCAGUCUGACGUAACCAGAAUCCUAAAGAUGGCGGCGUUAGUUGCGCCUCGUCUGGCCUUGUUUGGCUGCUUUUCAACAAGGCCUAUCUCAGUGUUUGCUGUUCAUCAGAGGAAUCUGCACAACAGUGCAAAAAGCGGGAAUACCACCACGAGCGUGGUUCCAGUCAGAGAGAGGAGCACGGCGGUGGCAGCAGCCAAACCAGCAGCUGUAGCCAGCAGCAAGGGGGAGUAUGCCAUCACUAAGCUGGACGACUUGAUUAACUGGGCACGCAGGAGCUCCUUGUGGCCCAUGACCUUCGGCCUGGCAUGCUGCGCGGUGGAGAUGAUGCACAUGGCGGCGCCUCGUUAUGACAUGGACCGCUUCGGUGUGGUGUUCAGAGCAAGUCCCCGACAAGCUGAUGUCAUGAUUGUGGCGGGGACGCUGACCAAUAAGAUGGCUCCGGCUCUUAGAAAGGUGUACGACCAGAUGCCUGAGCCAAGAUACGUAAUUUCAAUGGGAAGCUGUGCUAAUGGAGGAGGCUACUACCACUACUCCUACUCUGUGGUCAGAGGUUGUGACCGAAUCGUACCGGUGGACAUUUAUGUUCCAGGUUGUCCCCCCACUGCGGAGGCUCUGCUCUACGGGACUUUACAGCUGCAGAAGAAAAUCAAACGUGAGAAGAAGUUGAAGAUCUGGUAUCGAAAGUGAAUGUGUUAUGUGUGCGCUUGUAUGUAAAUGUUGUUUUUUUUGGGUUUCAUUUGGAGUGCUGCUCCUCCUCCAUGUAAAGCUGCAGGAUCUUACCUGAAUAAAACCAUUAUUGUAAUUUA